This is a messenger RNA of Echinostoma caproni, 696 nucleotides long. The record is from the annotation of a GenBank genome assembly. NCBI's taxonomy places the organism in Eukaryota, Metazoa, Platyhelminthes, Trematoda, Plagiorchiida, Echinostomatidae.
AUGUCCAAUCGACAGGGAUAUGGUUUACCACCGAAUGAAUUUUGGACGGGUGAUUGGCCUGUGGCCACUAUCAGUCCUUGGCAACCUGACCUGCCUUCUUGCACUCAGCCAAUCCGGAUGAUGCCAAUUGAGACCACAGGGCCGGUGGAAGUCGUGGAGGUUCCUCCUCCUGCUUAUGGAACGUCUUCUAGUGGCGGACCAAUCAAUGUGGACCUGCCUACAGACCCAACAACUGGAAACAAGCCGACGGAAGAAAAACCAUCGAGUGGAAGCGAAAAAACGAAAGGAGAAUUAGAGGUUCUACAGCGAAAUCGAGUUUUGGCAGAAACGGGUGAUAUCACCAGUGAUAUAGAAGAUGAAGAAUUCGAAGACGAAACAUUGGUGGAACGUUUAAUCGGUUUAACUGAAAUGUUCCCCGAGUCAGUGCGCCGCACUUUCAGUUCAGCUGCUAAAGUUACGUUUUCUGGCAUUAAGUCAACCUACUCUCUGAGUAGGAGUGUUUCUUGGUUUCUCGCAAGCACUGCCACACUGUGUUUUCUGCCUUUAUUCCUGGAGCUGGAACGUGUACAGACCGAAGAGCAGGAAGCAGUACAUCAAAGAACAAUGAUGCUUGGCCCUAGAGCUGCUGGUGGAGGUUCCGGACUCGCUGGAUUUUCAUCGGCUGUCCCUCAUCUUACCCCAAUGGACUCAAAAUAG